Messenger RNA from Arabidopsis lyrata subsp. lyrata, 648 nucleotides. Its product is annotated as auxin-responsive protein SAUR67. Gene Ontology annotation, biological process: response to auxin. NCBI's taxonomy places the organism in Eukaryota, Viridiplantae, Streptophyta, Magnoliopsida, Brassicales, Brassicaceae. The transcript has a single exon. The record is from RefSeq and is a predicted model, not a curated record. The coding region runs from base 61 to 429 and encodes 122 amino acids.
CAAACAGAUAUAUUCACAACGAAAAUAUCAAAGCCGAAGAAACACACAUACACAAGUCAUAUGAAGAAACUAUAUUCUAAGGGGAUUAGACUCUCCGAAUUGAUGGAGAAAUGGAGAAGGAAGAGAGGCUAUUUCGCUGUGUACACGAACGAAGGGAAGAGAUUCGUUUUGCCAUUGGAUUAUUUGAAUCACCGGAUGUUACAAGUGUUAUUGGAGAUGGCUGAAGAUGAGUUUGGGACUACCAUCGAUGGUCCUUUAAAGGUUCCUUGCGAUGGAAGUUUAUUGGAUCACAUCAUCAUGCUUGUGAGAAGGAGCAAGUCCCAUGAUUAUGAUGAUGUGGAGAAGUCUUCCACGAGCAGCAGCUGCAAGGGAGCUUCAAUCUCUUCUCUCUUUCGUGGACAGAGCCAGCUUCAGUCAUUAGUUUCCUAACAAUUUGGAGUUGCGACUUUGAAGAAAAGGGUCGUCCUUGUUUGUGUAUAACAACAACAUGAUCUUGUAAUUAAUUACUCAUAAUUGUAAUGUAUCGUUAAAUUUGAUUUUGAGUCUUCUUGACGGUUAAAACAAAGAUUAGUUUAACUCAGCAAAGGAGAUGUGGUAGAUUAUGUAUCCAAACUUCUUAAUUACUAGCUUUGAAGAUUAGAUUUUUUU